Messenger RNA from Cuscuta campestris, 1256 nucleotides. Lineage: Eukaryota; Viridiplantae; Streptophyta; Magnoliopsida; Solanales; Convolvulaceae. The record is from the annotation of a GenBank genome assembly.
CAUUAUUCCUCCAACAAAUUACGUUAUUCCUUUUCCUUAAAAGAAUUGCAUUAUUAUAUCCUCACAUAUUACAUUAUUAAUUAAUCACUCCGACGAUCGAUCUCGCAGCUAGCUCUUGCUUAAAUGGAAUUAAUAUACCGUGCCGGCCUUCGGAUCGUUCUUACUAUUCUUAUCGCAAUAUGUAACAUGAUUGCAUUUUGUUUUGCGAUUGGUGCUGGAGUACUUCAAAAAAACAAGGUGAAUGGGUCGUCGUCCGAUGAAUGUCACGCAUCGGGCUUGUUUAUUGCGCUAUGGGUGGCAUCGUUCUUGAUUCUUGUGUUUGCUAUGCUAGCUUCUGGUACUAUGGCAUGGUCUUUGCAUAAUGACGCAAUUCAAUUAAAGGGGAAAUUGGUGAUAAUAUGUGUCUAUGUUUCCAUCGUGAUGGUGUUCAUUGCAGAGGUGUACUUGCUUAUAGCAGGAAUAGGCGUAAAGACGAGGAACAGCUUCAGCAGUUCUGCAUGUGUGAUCUCUCAUCCUAAUUUCAUAUUCAUGGGAGGUGGUGGAGGCAGCGUCCUUAACAUUAUCCUUAUCUAUCUCUACUUUGUUUACAUCAAUUCAUCAAUGGUGGAUCUGGAUGUGGAUUUACGAAGGGAAUUGGUAAGGCAGAAAAUUAGACUUACCUACAGUGGAGGUAAUGUCGGCCUUCAAGGAGCUGUUGCUUCAACAGUCUAUACCAAUGGUGGUAUAGUUAGAGGCUUCAUCUCAGGGUACAUAGGAACACGACAGAUCUACGGACCUACGUACGAUGUAGAGUACACAGUUUCCAGCAAUUACUAUAAGUAUUUUGAGAUGAAUCAUGUUGUGGAGGCUUUUAUCAUACUUCCCCGAGGGAUUGAUGCUAUGGAAGAUAACGCGGUGAGGCAGAACUUCAUGGCUUCUAUUCAGAGGAAACUUUUCAUUUCUUCUUUCUUCAUUGAUGAGCUUUUAGACAAUCUAGAGUUCGCUAAAGCUUUUCCAGGUCCUGGGGCUAAUUAUGACGAGUUCGUAAAUCCUAGGAGGUUAGACUUAGAGUUGCAUUUGUAAUAUUACUUUAUGUAAUUUCAGUUAAAUUUGUGUUGGAAUAAUAUUGUUCAUGAACAUUAUGAGUUAACCACAAAUAUUAUUCUAAGCUCCAUGACUAGUGCAAGUCAGAAAAAUAUCUAUUUUCAACAUCAUAAUGCAUCAUGUAAAUAUCAAACAUUUUCUCAAGAUGGGUCAAAUGAAAGAUUUCAUUAUAC